Messenger RNA from Serendipita indica DSM 11827, 708 nucleotides. The record is from the annotation of a GenBank genome assembly. Lineage: Eukaryota; Fungi; Basidiomycota; Agaricomycetes; Sebacinales; Serendipitaceae.
AUGAAACUCGAGAUCAAACGCUCACAGUUGCGCUCGAGUAAGAACGAGCAGAAAUUGGCGUUGGACGAAGCCAUCAGAGUUUUGCGCGCUGUAGAAGUCCGUUCACCCUGGUCUGCAUACGAAUUAGUGGUCAAAACAGCUGUACUCCGAGGUCGAGCGGCGCCCAGAGGCGACUUGGUUCUACCAAAGGACCCAAGGCAACACAAGGAUGUCAUUGCAUAUUUUGUGGAUGAAGGACGCGUUCAAGACGCACUGGCUGCAGGAGCUGACCACGCCGGUGGGCUCGACCUUGCUCAAAAGAUUCUUAAUGGAGAGAUCACCCCGACAAAGGUCUUUGCUACUCCUUCGAUUCUGCCCGUUGUCACUUCCCGAGUCGCUCGCUUCCUCGGGCCAAAGAAUUUGAUGCCCUCGACGAAGAAAGGGACCGUUUCGGAAGACUUUGAGGGAAUCAUUUCUGCUUCCAAGGGCUUAUUCAGCUGGAAAGGCGAUAAAAGUGGCACGAUCCGUGCAGCCAUUGCCAGAAUUUCAUUUACACCGCAAGAGGUGAUUGACAAUAUCCAGGCACUCAUGAAAUCCGUCUACGAAAACUCCAAGGAUCCCGACGACUCACUUUACCAAAAGAAGGCAAAGAAGACCAACUCUGUUACAAUCUUAUCGGUCAGGCUGAGUUCUAGACAAGGUCCCGGAAUAGAGUUGAUGCAUGUAUAA